Messenger RNA from Diaporthe citri, 1269 nucleotides. RefSeq lists its product as uncharacterized. The record is from RefSeq and is a predicted model, not a curated record. The transcript has 2 exons. NCBI's taxonomy places the organism in Eukaryota, Fungi, Ascomycota, Sordariomycetes, Diaporthales, Diaporthaceae. The coding region runs from base 1 to 1269 and encodes 422 amino acids.
AUGGCCAUUCUCUGUUGUUGUGGCAAGCUUCGGUCACGGAAGCGGCCCCAGGCUGAAGAUGACGCUGGCCUGCCCGUCCCUCCUCCGCCUGCUAAGCUCCCGGCCCCGGCCUUGCACCCCUCUGCCAUUUCGCCGGGCUCCACGCUCGCCAGGUCAUCUUUGACCAACCCCCUGCCUGGAGCCGCCACAGACGCCUCAGUACAUCUGGGUGAACUCGUGGUCGACGAGUCUGACGACGACAAUGUCGAUGAGGACCCCGCUCACGAAAGCAGAAACAGAAGCACCAGCACAUUGCAGGCCGUCAAGUCACGCAUCCGUCGCCAUCUGUCACAGGACUCCCUCCAGCGGCAGAGUGAGACCGAGGAACAGAUCGCCCACAGGGCAGAGGUGAAGCGGCUCAUGAGAAAGAGGAUCCAGGAGGAGCUCCAGAGCGAGGUCGACAAUGUUCCCAGCCGUUUAUCCACCCCUCAGCGGCAUGGGCCUGGCCCGGCCGCUCUUCCAGGCAACGGUCCCCGGGACACCAUCGAAUUCACUGUGGAUGAAAGUCACAAAUCAAAGGAGCUGACCCCGAUCAAUGCGGCUCGUGUGGUGGAGACGGGCGAGGUGGAAGGGCGUCCUGCGUCAAAAUUAUCAUCCAGAAGGGUAUCGACAACAUGCAGGUCAUUCGAAAAUGAGAAUCACCGUCCGACAAGCCUUGUGGCCAGUGAGCCUGACUGGAUGGAAGCCGACUCGAGGGCCUCUCACAUUGAAUGUCACGUUGGUAUUCGCGAGCGCAGUUCCCUACCUGAAAUACCCAACUCCCCGAUUCUCCUCCCAGUCCGAAGCUCAGUGUUCCAUGACGCCUCGUCACUUGCGUCUUGGCGGCUCUCACUGAGUGCGGACAAGCUGGCCGAUCUCUUCACCCCUGACAAGAGACUUACGCUCUUCCGGCCCCUUGCCAACACUCCCGCCACUCGUUCCACGGCAGAUCUCAAGGACGACGUUUCCCUCCCGCGUCCAAGGAGCAAGUCCUCGCCUUUGGGCGUUCGCGACUCGAAUACCAAGCUGAUACCUCAUUCGCGCCAGCCCUCGCUCGACUCUUCUCUUUACAGUCGAAUACCGGCCUCAAAGUCCUUGAUUCGAGACGAAUCGCCAGUUGGUUUGUGGCUUCGCACUCAGAGUAUGCCGUUUCGCGCCUCUACCACAUCCCAGCCCCAAAGUGAGAUCGGAUCCGAGGAGCACAAUUGCAUCCAGGCCGGCUUCGUAAUGCUGAUACGAAUCAACCUCUGA